AUGUUUUCCAAAAUCAAGAACAGAAAGGCCCCCCUUUCGCUCAACUCGGUCACUAACGCCAUCAAGACCCAUGGAAGCCAGGACCUCUCGCCAAAUGACUUCCAAUCCAAAAAUCUCGACCUUUCCGUCAUCACCCAGUUGGGACUCCCCAAGAACCUGAUCCUUGCAACCGCCUAUGACCCCGUCCAGUCGCUUCUAGCCAUCUCCACCACCAGCAACGAGAUCAGAGUGUAUGGGCUGCAGAACGUGGAGGUGGUGUUUGAGUUUAAGUCGUCGUCUCCCAUCACUCACCUUGCUUUUGUCAAGGGCGUCUAUUUGGUGGGAAUCUCGUCUAGCUCUGGCAAUGUCACUGUACUUUCACUUCACUCCAAGCAGAUUCUUCAAACAUAUCUGGCGUCCUCAGCUAUCACUGCCAUUGCAUCGGAUCCGUCGUUGGACUGGUUGGUGUUGGGAUUGGCCAAUGGUUCGUUGCAUUUCUUUGAUGUGGACAGGUUAGCACUGGCUCCAUUCAGAGUGGACAAUUUGCAGAAGAAGGUAUUGCCCAAGCAGAAGUUGUCGCCUGUGGUGUCUAUCGAAUGGCAUCCAAGAGAUAUUGGCAGCUUGUUGGUGACAUACUCACAUUGCUCGGUGUUGUACUCCAUUUCCGGAGGUGAUAUCACCAACUCCUUCAUCUACCAGGUCCCAAAAGGGUCCAGGGGCUACGAGUACUCUCAGUAUGUGGCUAAUGGCGGUAAGAAGAAGCUUUUCGGCUCUUCGAGCCCAGUUUUGAGUGAGGUCAUUGGUGCCCAAUUCCACCCAAAUGGGCUCCAUGUCCUUACUGUUCAUCAAGACUCUACAUUGGUGUUCUGGGAUACCAGUGAUGCUACACUUAUAGAGGCCAGAAACCUCUUUGAUCUCCACUUGCAAUUGCCAGGGCCCCCCAUAGACCCUCCAUUGUUCCAAAUAUCCAGUGUUAGGUGGGUUUGCGCUGCCAAUCCAGAACGCACGCAGUUGGUCAUAAGUGGUUCAUCGUCUGUAGACGGUUCUGGUAACACUCUUCACGUCAUCGACUUUGACCAUACCUUGAAAUACUCCAUGACAUCCCAUGCAAAACAGGCAGAAUUCUACUCCCAGCCUCAAAAUGGCCAAAAAAUUAUUCCAAUCACUCUUAACGAAGGCAAUGACAAUCCAGAGGUGCCUGAGUUCAUUGAUCUGAUUUUACCAUUGUCUGUAGGCCCAAAUCCUUAUUUUGGUGGAAACCAUGACCCCAAAUACUUGCUCCUCAAGAGUAACUACAGAUCGAUUUACUUCAUCAAGUACGGUUCAAGCGACUUGCCACCAGGUGUCAUUCCUACUGCGACUGGUGGUGCCAUCAGUAACGAUUUAGGUAAUCUUAUUUUGCCUAUGUCCAUUGGUUUUGUCCAUCCACCCAUUCUGUUCUCCAGUCUCAACUCAAUCCGGAGGAUUGACUGGUUCAGUAUUAUUACUUCAAGAGCAUCCACUGGUGCAAGCUCUGUGAACCAAUCCUUGCUCAAAGGUGGUUUUGCCAUUGCUCACGUUGGGGAUGUCAAGUCCAUUGGUGCCAAUGAUGGUGAGAGAGACAUUCUUAUUACUGGGCACGAAAAUGGUCUUGUGAGAUUACAAGACGUUUCAAGAGGUGAAAAUGCUAAUAUGGAAAAUAUUGUCCAAAUCAGUUUGAAAGAGACCUUAUUCGACGAUGGUAAAAAGCAAUCCACUAGAAUCGAAGCUGUCUCCUGUUCCUUCGAAAGCAGAGAAAUGAUCGUGGGAUUAGGAAAUGGUGAUGUUGUCAUCUGUAAAUAUGGUAAGAGAAGAGCACCUGGCCAGGGUCAAUCGGGAAAUAGCGACUACAGAGACUGUCCAUUGCAACAUUCAAAUGGCAAUGCCAAGAUCCUUAGUCUCAAUGACCGAAUUCAGGGAACAUUCUCUCAAUCUGCAACAUUUUUACCAGUUAGCCUUGUUCAAGUUGAAGCUGAAGAAGAAAUCUCGUGCUUGAAAAUGAGUAACGUGGGAUUUGGUGCAAUUGCCUACAAAUCUGGAAGGUUAGUGGUGUGUGAUAUCACCAGAGGACCUGCAAUCAUCCUUAACCUUGACUCCAUUUCGAAACACCUCCCGUCCGUGAGUGGACAAUGUUACGCCACCACGAUGGAAUUUUCCAUUAUGGAAUUCGGCCAAGAGGGUUUCUCGUCGAUCCUUUUAUUUGUUGGAACCAAUUGUGGAGGUAAUUUGAUUAUUUUCAAGAUUUUGCCUCAGAGCAAUGGUGGAUUCGAGGUUGUUUUCGCUGACAAAACCCUUGGUUUGAACUACCGCCUGACUUCUGAAGAUCCUACUGCCUCUAAGUUGGAUGAUCUUAUUCCAAUUUCAGCAAAGGAUGGCAGAUCUGCUGUGGCGACCCUCGAAACAUUCCACAAGCUUGGCCAAGGUAUCUUGAUUCCAGGCUACUUGAUAACCAGCUCUAAGAGAGAUUUGAGAGUGUUGAAAUUGCCUAAAACUAAAUUGUCCCAUAAGGUAAUCGAAGACGGAUGUGUAAGAUCUGGGAUUGUUGAGUUGGCACUGGGUAAGAUCCUUCUUGCCAGCAUUGUUAAGACUGGAUUUAUCAAAUUUUGCUCGGUUCCAGCACUCAACGAUGUUGCCGAAAUCAAGUUUUCUAAGGAUCUCUAUGUUAAAUUGAAGAGUGCACUCGAAUCAGAGGUUGCUGAGGGCUCGAAGAUAUUGCCAAGCGGUAAUUUCUUCAUUAAAACUAGUUUCACUGAAUCCAUUCACUUGAGAGCUUGUCAGAAGGAGAGUAGACUUCGGUCAUCAAAGGGUCCACUUACCGACCAAUUGUUUAAUGAGAAUGCUAUAAUACCUCAGCGUCCAACAGCUGGAGCAUUGCUGUGGGCCAAGGGACAAACUAAAUAUACUAGUGUGGAGGAUUUGGCAUUUUUGAUUGGAGGUCCAAACAGAAAGCCUGCUAAGCAUGAAGAAAGCAGAUUGGCACACAACAUCAGCCCCGAGGCUAAUCCUCAAGGGGGGUAUGCUGAGCUGGGUGGUCAAAACGAACGGGGUUACAAGGAGCCUCAGCGUAAAAAUGGACCCCAAGGAUACGGCAUAGGAAAUGCCGGGUUCAUGAGAUCUUUACAAACUGGUAUUGACUCGGUUGAAGAGAGUUUCCAUGGCUAUGCCAGUAAUGUCAGCGAAGCGAUGAACGAAGGGCUUGAUUCGGGAAAGAAGUCGUUCUAUGGAGCGGCCAUUAAGAGCAAGUUAGGAAUUUAGGUAGAAUUAGAUGAAUUUAAGUCACGAACAAGGCAUCUAUAACGGGAUAAUUAUUUCUUGGACAAGUCGAACAUCUUGUAUUCAAGACAGUUUAAAAAAGCUUUGAAACCAUUCAUAACCGCAAACACAGAAAUUCUAUGUCAUAGAAUAUCAGUGGGCAGUUUCGUCUUUUAUUUGGUGGUUUGGGGUGUAUAAAGGCAUAGAUUUGAAAAACAUAUACGUAUCAAAGUGAGAAGAUGGUUGCGCUAACAAGGCUGAAUUCAGUAAAAAAAUUCUGAACCUUUAAAACUCGAUGUAUUCAAUAAAUUCCU
This is a messenger RNA of Suhomyces tanzawaensis NRRL Y-17324, 3563 nucleotides long. It is a transcript of the gene SRO77, whose product is annotated as putative Rab GTPase-binding protein. The transcript has a single exon. Gene Ontology annotation, molecular function: syntaxin binding; myosin II binding; GTPase activator activity. NCBI's taxonomy places the organism in Eukaryota, Fungi, Ascomycota, Pichiomycetes, Serinales, Debaryomycetaceae. The coding region runs from base 1 to 3252 and encodes 1083 amino acids. Gene Ontology annotation, biological process: regulation of protein secretion; establishment of cell polarity; regulation of exocytosis. Gene Ontology annotation, cellular component: plasma membrane; cytoplasm. The record is from RefSeq and is a predicted model, not a curated record.